This is a messenger RNA of Halteromyces radiatus, 668 nucleotides long. RefSeq lists its product as uncharacterized. The record is from RefSeq and is a predicted model, not a curated record. The coding region runs from base 156 to 455 and encodes 99 amino acids. NCBI's taxonomy places the organism in Eukaryota, Fungi, Mucoromycota, Mucoromycetes, Mucorales, Cunninghamellaceae. The transcript has a single exon.
UUCUUUUUUCCUUUUUACUUUUUACUAUAUAAUAUAUAAAAUGGUUAUAGAUAAUAAUACUAAUAAUAUUCAUCGAUCAUCUUUACCAUCCAUAUUUAAACAAUGGUUAUUGCUCAUGUCAUCAUCAUCAUCAUCAUCACCACGUUCAGCCACGAAUGAUCAUCAUCAUCAUCCACACAGUAAUAGUUUAUUUGAAGCCACUUAUUUCUCAUUUCCCGAUUAUGAAGCAUUACAACAACCAGAAUUGGAGAAACCCACUUCAAAACAAUGUAGUAAUCAAGAACAACCUCCUCCAACACAUCAUUCCUCCAUUCUUUAUUAAUCAUCAUCAUCAUUAUUAUUCCCCUUUUCAUACCUCUUAUACAUUCUUUUUUUCUACCUUUGUAUAUGCACUUUUUUUUUAUAUUAUAAUGUAUCUAUCUAUAUUCAUAUCAUUACUUUUAUGGUUCAAAUAAAAGAACUUCCCAUCUUCUCGGUUUUGCCGGAUUUGGAGCUCCGCUGUCAGGCAUUUUAUCUCCCAACUUUGUUUACACUUGAUUCGUUUAGACAUGUAUCAUUCACUAAAACUGGAUAAUCCGCACCACACUAAAAUCUUUCUCCCCCCCCCUUUUUUUUUUAUCAUCAACACACACUCUCUCUCCCCUCGAUUUCCACGCAUAAAACGUAAG